AUGGAGACAAGACGUCGAAAUUCGGCUCCUGCAUCACUGGAACAUGCAAUAGUAGAUGUUGCUCCGCUUGAACAAAAUAUGAAUCAGAGUGAUACUUCAGCUGGAUCAGGGCCAUCAUCUCGUUCGGAACAAGUCAUGAACAGUGAAACUUCCUCAAGAUCUGAUUCAUUAUAUAGUUCAGAAAAUAUCAACAUGAUUAAGUGGCCUCCUAUUGUUGAUCUCCUUUCUGAAAGGAGAGAUAAGCACUGGUUAUUGUUGGCCAUUCGAAAGGCUGCUCUAGAAGGAAAUGUGGCUGAGGAUAUAAUUGGUUUGAUGAGACAUAAUCGUAAGUUAUUAGGUGCCGCUAUCACAGAGGAACAUGAAACAGUUUUCCAUAUAGCAGCAGGGGCAAAACAAACUCAGUUUGUAGAGGAGGCGAUUAAAUUGAUUGAAGAGGAACAAAUGGACUACCUCAAGUUCCAAAACAAAAAAUGCAACACUGCCUUCUGUUACGCUGCUAUGGCUGGAAGUAAGGAAAUUGCUCAGGCAAUGCUGAAAAAGGAUCAAAGUCUUCUGACAAUUCGAGGCGGUAAAGAUAUGACACCACUCUAUUUAGCUACUUUGUUUGGACAAAGGGAAACUGCACUAUUUUUAUACGAUAAAAUGAAAAGGCAUACCGAAGCCCAAGAAGAAUUGAAACGGCAAAGAAAUGCUAUAUUUUACGCAAGCAUCGAUAGUACUUUGUACGGUCUCGCAUUGAAAUUGCUAGAAGAUGAUCAAGAAAAUGAACUAGCUGGAGCUUGCUAUAUGGUUGACAAAACUACGAUGACAGCCUUGCUUCGGUUGGCUCAAACGCCCUUGCAUUUGCUGGACCAAACUAUCAAAGAUGAAGAAACAGGCCUAGAUUUAUCAGAUCAAGCUGUUAAGUUAGUGGAAAAUCUUUGGGAAAAAAUAUUAAAAAAAGAUGAGAAAGUUUGGGAUUACUUCUAUAGGAAUAAAAGUUUACUCUUUGAUGCAGCUCGUUUGGGUAACUAUAAAUUUUUAGCUGAACUCAUUCGCCUUUUUCCUGAUUUGGUUCAUCUUAAAGAUGAAAAUAAGCGAACUAUAUUUCAUAUUGCUAUUAUACACCGUCAUACCAAUGUAUUUGAUCUGAUAUAUGAGAUUGGUUUCAACAAGCAACUUGUUGCAAGCUAUAAGGAUUUUGAAGAAAAUAGCAUAUUACAUCUAGCGGCAAAAUAUCCAGAUACAAAACAAGCAAGCAGUGUGCCUGGCGCAGCUUUUGAAAUGCAGCAAGAGUUGAUAAUCUUUAAGGAGUUCGAGCCCACGAAAGUUGAGUUACUGGAAGAUGACAAGAUUUUGUUGUUAGAGUUUUUGAGAACCUACCAGUUGGGAUGGGUGUUUUGGCUAUUGGAUUUGAGGGAAUGUUAA
Molecule: messenger RNA, 1407 nt
Organism: Pistacia vera
Lineage: Eukaryota; Viridiplantae; Streptophyta; Magnoliopsida; Sapindales; Anacardiaceae
Exons: 4
Coding region: 1-1407 (468 amino acids)
Molecular function (GO): protein binding
Source: RefSeq, a predicted model, not a curated record